GGCGCGGCCCCGGCAGUGCGCAGGCGCGGCCAUGGCGGCGGAGGAGGCGGCGGCGGUGCGGGAGCAGGCGGAGGCGGUGCGGCGGCUGAAGCAGGACAAGGCCGAGCCCGAGCGGAUCGCGAAGGAGGUGGCGAAGCUGCUGGAGAUGAAGGCGCAGCUCGGGGGAGAUGAGGGGAAGCACAAGUUCGUGCUGAAGACCCCAAAGGGCACGCGGGACUACAGCCCCAAACAAAUGGCCAUUCGUGAGAGAGUUUUCAGUGCUAUCAUCAACUGCUUCAAACGCCACGGAGCAGAAGUCAUUGAUACGCCAGUGUUUGAGCUGAAGGAGACGCUAACAGGGAAAUACGGAGAAGACUCAAAGCUCAUCUAUGAUCUGAAAGAUCAAGGAGGAGAGCUGCUGUCCCUGCGCUAUGACCUGACUGUAUCCUGCAACAGCCAGCACUGGGGCGUUUUGUCAUCUUUGCUGCACUCUUUUUGGGACAGCGCUGCCUCAAGGGCAAGGAAGAGGGAGGACAGUCCCUUGGUUCUGACCCUGUAUAGGCAGGGAAAGCAUGAGCAGGAUUUUGACAUCGCUGGCCAGUUUGACCCUAUGAUUCCAGAUGCUGAGUGCCUGAAGAUAGUGCACGAGAUCCUGAGUGACCUGCAGCUUGGGGACUUUCUCAUUAAGGUCAACGAUCGGCGCAUCCUUGAUGGGAUGUUUGCAGUUUGUGGUGUCCCGGACAGCAAGUUCCGAACAAUCUGCUCCAGUGUUGACAAACUGGAUAAGGCGCCCUGGGAGGAUGUGAAGAAUGAGAUGGUAGGAGAGAAGGGGCUCUCUCCCGAGGCUGCAGAUCGCAUUGGGGAGUACGUCCAGCUUCACGGUGGCCUGGACCUGAUCGAGCAGCUUCUCCAGGACCCGAAGCUGUCCCAGAACAAGCUGGCCAAGGAGGGCCUGGGGGACAUGAAGCUGCUGUUUGAGUACCUGACCCUGUUUGGCAUCACAGGGAAGAUCUCGUUUGACCUGAGCCUGGCGCGAGGCCUGGACUACUACACAGGGGUGAUCUAUGAGGCUGUCCUGCUGCAGCAGCAGAAUGACCACGUGGAGGACCCGGUCAGCGUUGGGAGCGUGGCCGGAGGCGGUCGUUACGAUGGUCUGGUGGGGAUGUUUGAUCCCAAGGGACGGAAGGUGCCCUGUGUGGGGGUCAGCAUAGGGAUCGAGCGGAUCUUCUCCAUCCUAGAGCAGAGAGUGGAGGCCUCUGAGGAGAAGAUCAGGACAACAGAAAUACAGGUGCUGGUGGCCUCUGCCCAAAAGAAGCUCCUUGAAGAGCGGCUGAAGCUCAUCUCUGAGCUAUGGGAUGCUGGAAUCAAGGCAGAAAUACUGUACAAGAAGAACCCCAAGCUCCUGAAUCAGCUGCAGUACUGCGAGGACACGGGCAUCCCCCUUGUUGCCAUUGUGGGAGAGCAGGAACUCAAGGAUGGAGUUGUUAAGCUGCGGGUCGUGGCAACCCGUGAGGAGGUCAACAUUCGCAGGGAGAACCUCAUUGAGGAGAUCAGGAUGCGAACAAGUCAGCUUUAAAGCCCGCAUGGACCUGUCUACUUGUUCAUUGGAUUCUGGUGGACAGAUUUCCUCCUCUAAAUACCAAGUUGGUCGUCUCCUUCACCAGGCCAGGUGGCAGCAAGCGCAGGGUCAGGGGGAGCCCUUGAAAGCUGUAUUUAUUCUUGUUUUGUGCACUCCCUUUCCCAUCGGGGGGAGAGAGGCUACACUGACUCUUACAGAAUGCCCUGGCUCUUCAGUAUGUUGCUGGAAAGAUGUUUUGCAAGUGGCUCUGGCACACCGUGGCCUCCUGUCUGCAGUUGUUACUGUGACAUGUGGAGCCCCGCACUGUCAGCAGACCCCAGGCUCUUGGCUGCAGCUUCUUGUUCCCUUCAUGUUGAAUAAACGUUCAGUCCAGCGUGUGGCUGCAGGGAGGUGACCUUAUCCCAAGCCAGCUGUUCCAAGAAACAAUAAAUACUCUGCCAACCCCC
This is a messenger RNA of Cygnus atratus (black swan), 2004 nucleotides long. It is a transcript of the gene HARS1, whose product is annotated as histidyl-tRNA synthetase 1. Gene Ontology annotation, molecular function: identical protein binding; histidine-tRNA ligase activity; ATP binding. The record is from RefSeq and is a predicted model, not a curated record. The coding region runs from base 32 to 1555 and encodes 507 amino acids. NCBI's taxonomy places the organism in Eukaryota, Metazoa, Chordata, Aves, Anseriformes, Anatidae. The transcript has 12 exons. Gene Ontology annotation, cellular component: cytoplasm; mitochondrion. Gene Ontology annotation, biological process: mitochondrial translation; histidyl-tRNA aminoacylation.